Molecule: messenger RNA, 1716 nt
Organism: Crotalus tigris (Tiger rattlesnake)
Lineage: Eukaryota; Metazoa; Chordata; Lepidosauria; Squamata; Viperidae
Gene: PLPP5
Product: phospholipid phosphatase 5
Exons: 7
Coding region: 77-883 (268 amino acids)
Biological process (GO): phospholipid metabolic process
Molecular function (GO): phosphatidate phosphatase activity
Source: RefSeq, a predicted model, not a curated record
GAGUCUCCGCCCUUCUUUCCUCCCCGGGGCGCGAGCGAGAGAGCGCGCGCCGCCGCCGCCGCAGCCUGAGCGAAGGAUGUGGCCGGUCCCGCGGGCGGGGCUGGCCCUGCUGCUGGAAGUGGGGGUGCGCGCGUUGCUGCUGGGUCUCUUCUUGGUCACUGAAGUGCUGCCCCCUUUCCAACGAGUCAUACAGCCUGAAGAAAUGUGGCUCUACAAAAACCCCUACAUAGAGUCGGACCACGUGCCCACCAAAUCUAUGUUUUUCAUUUCCUUUGUGUCUCCUUUGGUCUUGAUUUUCCUGGCCAAAUUCUUCAUGAAGGCUGGUAAAGAAGAUACCAGGGAAGCAUGCUUAGCUGUUAGCCUGGCCCUGGGUCUGAAUGGUAUUUUCACCAAUGCUGUGAAGCUGGCUGUGGGCAGGCCUCGGCCAGAUUUCUUCUACCGCUGCUUUCCAGAUGGACGGGCAACCCAUCAGUUCUUGUGCACAGGAGAUGCACAAGUUGUGAUUGAAGGGCGCAAGAGCUUCCCUAGUGGACAUUCCUCCUUUGCCUUUGCCGGGCUUGCUUUUGGCGCCUUCUACAUUGCAGGGAAGCUGCAUUGCUUUGCACCUGGUGGUCGAGGCCAAUCCUGGCGCCUCUGCGCCUUCUUGGGACCCCUCUUUGUCGCCAUGCUCAUUGCCUUGUCCCGCACGUGCGAUUACAAACAUCACUGGCAAGAUGUGCUGGUUGGCUCUGGAAUGGGAUUCACCUUCGCAUAUCUCUGCUACAGACAGCAUUACCCUCCUCUGACGGACCCCAAAUGCCACCAGCCACUGCAGCAAGGAUCCAGGCUAUCUUCUCCAGAGAGGCAAAAGCUGACAGUUUCUGGCUUCAACCUAGAUGUAUGAAGGAGGACUCGGGGGUUUCCUUUCUCUGUAUUUGCAGACUCGAGCGGGGAAAAGAGAGCUUAAAUCAUCCAUGUUCUGCUUUGCUCAAAGGCCAGACGGGAGGAGGUGGUAGGGGGAGAGCCAUCAGUGUUUGACGUAUAGCAGCCUGAUUGAAACUCAGGGCCUUUACUUCUUCCCCUUCAUCACGCAGAUGUGGCCAAGAGAGCAAGUUUUUUUCCAGGAAGAAAAAAUUGCACAGUUUGGGUUGAUUUAUUAUUAUUAUUUUUGGAGGCCAAUUCAUGUCUGGCAACAUCGAACCAUUCCACAUCCAAUUAAAAUAGAGCAACAAAAGGAGUUUGGUCCAUUCCCUCAUUGUAAUGCCAGGCGUCGCUCUUGAGUUUAAAUAUCUAUAAACUGACGUCACAUGAUCUCAGCUCACGUAUAGUCUUGACGUAUGUACCACAGGAGAGGUCAGGCAUCUUUUCCCAGGAUGCCCAGGGUCCAUUCCUGUCCGUCCAAAGAUAGAUGGGUACAAUUUUAGUUGUUUUCUCCACAAAACUCUGCAUGGGGUGAUGGUGUUGAUGAAGUAUACUCUUUCAGGAUUCAGUCAUUUUGUGCAACAAAACCCCAGCCUUUUUGUUUGUUUGUUUGCUUAAAACAGACCAGUAGCUCAACCAUUCACCAAGGAGAUUGACAUGCAUUGAAACAGGUAUAAAGGUAGAAUCCUCAAUCCAGACCCAUGCAUUUGUCUGUUUUUCUGCUACCUCUUAAGAAUACUUACAAAGGUUCUCUCCAACAUUUGCCACUGCAGUGUAAUAUUUAAGGAGUCAAAAUUAAAUCUAGGAAACUAAUUA